AGUUUCACAGAGAAGGGAUGGAGUGUCAUACAAGAAGCAAUGGUAUGUGAGAGAAGCCACUCCCUCUGCUUGGCCAAGGUGUAUGGCAUUUCCCCGUUGCCAGGGAUGGGCUGAGCACAACCGGAGGGGAUGAAGAGCGUCCGGCGCUAUGGCUCCCGCGAGGCCUACCUGGAGGCCAUGGAGGAGGACCUGGCUGAGUGGCUGGGAGAACUCCACGGGGCCCACCUGGGGACUGGCCCAGCCUUCCUGGGGUCCCUGGAGACUGGCAUCCUCCUCUGCCAUCAUGCCAACCAGGCCACCAAGGAAGCUGCCCUCUUCAGCCAGGAGCAGCCCAAGGUGGCCAGCAAAGCCCCGCUACCGGCCAGAGGAACCAGCUGCAACCACGAAGCCCGGCCGGGGACCUUCCAGGCCAGGGACAACGUGGCCAACUUCAUCGGAUGGUGCCGCCGGGAGAUGCACAUCCCAGAGGUCCUGAUGUUCGAGACAGAGGACCUGGUCCUGAGGAAGAACGAGCGGCAGGUGGUGUUGUGCCUGCUGGAAGUGGCCCGUCGAGGUGCCCGCUUUGGCAUGAAGGCCCCAGCCUUGGUGCGGAUGGAGCAGGAGAUUGAGGAGGAGAUGCAGCAGGAUUUGGGCCCGGCACCCACCGAGGAGGAGAACCCCUUCCCCAAGGCCCAGAGGGAGCCUCAACACUUCCGGAAUCUGGACCAGAUGGUCCAGCAUCUGAUCAGCCGCUGUACUUGCCCCGUCCAGUUCUCCAUGGUCAAAGUCUCUGAAGGCAAAUACCGCGUGGGCGACUCCAGUACCCUCAUCUUCGUCAGGAUCCUGCGGAAACACGUCAUGGUCCGAGUCGGUGGAGGAUGGGAUACGUUGGAGCACUAUUUGGACAAACAUGACCCCUGCCGCUGCACCUCCCUCUCCCACAAACAGGUCUUGAGGAUGUCCAACCCCCAACGGACGCUUGCCAUGCCGGUCCAGCAUGAAAUCACAGCCCGACUGACCCCUCGGACAGAUAACAAACCCCAUGUGCCACAGCCGACGGCCCUCAUUGUCAGCCGGUCACAAAGCCCGCUGCCCCCAGUGGAGUGGAGGACCUACGUUUCCCCAGGUCUGGGAUCUGGGUGGAAGGUAGCCUCUGGACCUUCAGUGGACAACAUUGGCCUUGAUGACCGCAAGAAAGUGACAAGUAGGUCCAUCUCCCAAGACCACAUUGGACCUAGGAGGGCUUCUUCAUCCGACAGCCCAACGAAGCCUCUUCGAGCCUCCAACACACAAGAAAGAGUUCCUACACUCAACAGCCAGAGAAAAGAUUUCAUAACACAGCGGUCAACUUCUCCGGUCAAAACCCCAGUGCCCAAAAUGAAAGCUUUGGCCACAGGGAAAGUUAGUCGAACUAACUACAGGCCUCCAACUCCUAGUAAAAGUCUUCCUUGUUGUAGAAAUGGGACCCAAGGGCCAAACAAUAAGAAGGAAGAAGGGAAAACCAAUCUGGUGGAAGUAUCUGGAUCGAGGGCAGAGCCUGGAAUGGACGUGAUGGAUCUUGACAGGAAUAGAAGGAGUGAUCAGCGAGUCCCACAAAGGCUGCAAAGAGGUGUGCAAAAGAGUUAUGGGAGUAUUAUAGAGAAAAGAUGUGUCAAUACCCCUUUGCCAGUAAAUCUGGAGGAUGAAUGUUCACUGUAUCAAAGUCUGGAGGAGGAAAUCAUGGCCAAUGUCAAGGAGCUUGAGGACAACUUAGAAGGCAAUGAGUUAAAGACUGGCAAAGCUCUGGGACCUGAUGGCUUCAGUUUGGAGCAUAAGCAGGUCUGUGUCAAUGGGGAAAGGGUGCCUCGGAGCGGGGUCUAUGUGCCUGAAAGAGGGGCAAAAUGGCCACUGGUUGGGGGAUGCUAUGAGGAUGUGAUCCGGGAACUCUCAGUGGCACUGAAUCACGAACAGGUGAAGACGGGGAGACCUUUGAAGGAAAGGAAAUCCCCAAAUAUAGAGGAGAGCCUUGCCCCCAAAGACACUGAACCAAAGGAGGUGGGAAUCAAGGAGGCGGAGUUAAAUGGCAGUGCCUCAAUGUUCACCAACCCAAUUGCAUCGAAGGAGGCUGCCUUGACCCCAGAGAAACCCAAACGGUCCCUCAAGAAGCCGAAGCGAGUGCCAUCCAUAUACAAGCUCAAGCUGCGCCCCCAGAUCCGACCGCGGAAGGAUCACCGGCCAGAGAAGAGGCCCUCCAAGAUCCCCCGGCCGGUGGGACACCACUACAGGCAGCAGACGGGUCAGCAGAAGACCCUCGGCCCCAAAACCCUGAGCCAAGGUGACCGCUGGGAGAAAAACUGUUUGGGGAAUAUCAAGAAAGAUGGGGAGAUGGGGCUCCUGAAGAGCAAGGAGACCUGGGUCUGACUUUCCACGGAAAGCAAGACACUUUGACAAACUUUAGAACCAGGAACCUCACCAUCCUGGAUUAAGGAAAUAGGCGUUGUGUUUGAGUUCUGCGCUGAUUCAUUAAAAAAGGGGGAAUGUGCCUCCUUUUGCUCUUGCUCACCAUCCAAAACAUUGCUUUUUGAAGCUUGGCUUGCAGUCAUAGAACCCUAGAGUCAAGUCAGACGGGGGCUCCCAAAGCCCAUUCAGUCCAACCCUCUUCUGCCAGAAAGGCACCAUCCAAUCCCUCCCAACAGACAGCCACCCAACCUCUGUUGAAGAAAUUCCAGAGAAGGAAGGAGAUUCUGUCUGACUGUCAUGAAAAUGAG
This is a messenger RNA of Anolis sagrei ordinatus, 2726 nucleotides long. Lineage: Eukaryota; Metazoa; Chordata; Lepidosauria; Squamata; Anolidae. The record is from RefSeq and is a predicted model, not a curated record.